AUGAAAUUGGUUAUCAAGAGAAACAAAUUGAGCUCAUCUUGCUCCAAAGAAAUUAUUGGCAGCUCAAAUGCUAGCCAAAUCAUUCGUGAAAAAAAGGUUGCUUUGAAGGUAUUACGUGGUUAAAAUGUUGAUAUGCUGGUCCAUGAAUACUAAGUUUUAAGCCAAUUAAAUCACACCAAUAUUAUUAAACUUGCCUCUGAUAAACCCUUCAAAAUGUUAAAGGGUGAAGAAGGUAAAGUUGGAUUAAAAUUAGAACUCGGUCAUAUUGAUCUUUUCCACUUCUUGAAAUAGAGCUAACCUGCUCGUCUUAACACUCCCACUGUUAAAUCUAUUUUCCGUUAACUUGCUUAAGCUCUAUAAUAUUUACAUGAUGAAAAACAAUUAGCUCACAAUGAUAUUAAAUUAGAAAAUAUCUUGCUUUUCUUUAUUUAAAAUCAAUAAACAGAAAUUUGUCCUAAAUUAAUUGAUUUUGGCCUCGCAUCUGCUUCUAAAGUGUAAACAUCUACUAUUUACAAUAACUGGUGCAAUCGUUCACCUAACAAUCUUCCUCCUGAGAUUAUCGAAUAGCUUAAUAAGUGCUGCGAUGGCACAUCCUCCCCAGCUUUAAAAUCAUUUGACAGUUUUGAUGAUGAUGAAGAAUCUGAAUUUGAUCUAUCAAAAUGCGAUGUUUUUUAAUUUGGCCUAACACUUUUCAAUGCCUUGUUUUUAAACAAUGCUUUCUGCUGGGAAAAUGGGUCAUCAAGCUAUGAAAACUUCAUCAAUAAUACCCCUGAAAAUUAUUGGUAAUAAGAAAAAAUAUAACACAUGCUCAAUAUGCUAAGAGUUGAUUCUUCUUAGUAAGAAAUCGAGCAAGUUGUUGAUUUAUUCAAUCUCUGCUUUAAAUAUAACCCUUCUGAAAGACCUUCAAUGAAAUAAAUUUUGGGACACGCUUGGUUUGUUUGA
This is a messenger RNA of Tetrahymena thermophila SB210, 942 nucleotides long. RefSeq names its product protein kinase. Gene Ontology annotation, molecular function: ATP binding; protein serine/threonine kinase activity. NCBI's taxonomy places the organism in Eukaryota, Ciliophora, Oligohymenophorea, Hymenostomatida, Tetrahymenidae. Gene Ontology annotation, cellular component: nucleus; cytoplasm. Gene Ontology annotation, biological process: mitotic DNA damage checkpoint signaling; protein phosphorylation. The transcript has a single exon. The record is from RefSeq and is a predicted model, not a curated record.